AUGGCUACCUCUUCAGAUAGCUCAAAGCGCGCGCCGGGUCGCUCGACUACUUUCCCCGUCUUCCAUUCCGUUGCUGAGCGUGAAGCUGCACUUGCCGCGGCAGCCGAGCGUCCUCAUCCAGCAACUGCUUUCCCCGAACCCGAAGCGAACCAACACAUCCCCUCUUUUCCCGAGCCUGAAUACGCUGCUUCUCCCUCGUUCCCUGAGCCUUCCCCGGCCAAGCCAGAACAGGGCGCUUGGACAGCCGAGCCGGAAGCAGAGGACGAGGUGUCUGUAUCUGAUCUUCCCAACCCACAUUCGCAUGGGAGUUCGGACUACUAUGAAUACGAUGCCGAGGACGAGAAGAGUGCGCCCGGUGGACUGGGCAUGUCGCGUAGACGAGCGACGGCGCCGACUGCUGCUGCCCCCUCUGGCAGUCGCCCCAGCGGCUCGAGCCGCCCCGGGCGCGGACAGACGAUGCCUCCUGAGCGUCGAUACUUGCCCCCUGGCGCAGCGCCUCCCUUCCAGCGGCAGGGGGACAACACCCCAUUAUCCGAGGAGCUAGAGCCGAUGCCGUCUAUGCACUCACCGACAUCAACGGUGAACACAGGCGAAAUACCUGGACCAUCUCCUUCGUCAAUGCCGGAACCGUCAUCGUACAUGCCCAUCUCCUCGGAUUCCAGUUCGGCGCCGCCCAUGCCCACUCCUUCUACCGCGCCGUAUCAUCCUUCAAUGCCGCAACCAUACGGCGGCGAGCACACUCGUACACCGUCCGGUAUGCAGAUGCCGCAGGCCGGAGAAUACACGCCUUGGUCUCCAAACACUUAUCCCGAGCCUCACACGCCUGUCCGAAUGCCUGCCCCGUUAUCAACACCUGGCCCUCCGCCGCCUGAGAAGACAUCUCCGACGAGCGAACGUAUCGCUCGUCCCUCGGCUCGCUCUCGUACAGGUUCUGUACCUCGGAUGCCGCGGGGGCCUACACCUCCGCCAUCAGAACCAACACCUUCCGUCUCCUCUCGCCCCCAACCUGAGUCCUCGUACUCGCGCACUUCGUAUGAUCGUGAACGCAGACCCUCUACUGGCCGGCAGGGGACUGGGCCACGGAUGCCUCGCGGUCCAACCCCGCCACCCACGGAGCCAGCGCCCUCCGUAGCGCCACUGGCUAUACGGAAACACCCCGAUAACAACUAUCCACGUAGUUCACAUGAUCGGGAGCGCGUACCGCCUGCGACACGACCAGGCGCAGGUCCUGGUCCGCGCAUGCCCCAAGCACCAACACCACCUCCCUCGGAGCCGAUACCGUCCGUCGCCUCACGACCGCAACCAGAAUCCACAUACCCGCAAACAGCAUAUGAUCGGAUGCCCACCGCCACACGGCAUAGCAGCGAUCGUGAACGGGUAUCAUCAGGAGCCCGGCGUAGUAGCGAACGCGAACGCGUAUCUUCAGCUGGACGACCCAGUAGUGAACGGCCUCUCUCGCCGUAUGCACCCACUAUACCGACCAUCCCGACUGUUGGUUCGACCAUCGGGCCGCUGGAGACUUCGGAGGCUUCGCCUGCACGGUUGAGUGACGCGCCUUCCGGCCCAGCCAGUCCUCCAACAUCAGCGCCCUCGCCGACACCGGCCAAACCUCUACCGAGUACAGCAGCAUCUUCCGGUCGUCCGACUGGUGCCACACAUGCUCGUCCGACUGGGACUGCACAAGCGCGUCCCACCAAUACCUCUCCACCUACGCUACCGCCUAUCACGCAUACUGCUGCGUCAGACCCGCCUAGACCUUCGGCUUCAUCGCGGCCCACCAACGCUUCUUCGACUUCAGAUACGCACCUCAAACCUGAAGCAAAGCCGAAGCCCACGACGCAAGCAAAUCACGAUGUCGAGGCUGGUCCUUCACGCCCUGGCCCUCAUCCUCUACCAGAAGGCUCAAACUUUGGUACCGAGUACACGCACAUGCUCCUUGCACUCGACAAAGUUCCUUUCUUGCACAACACUGCCGCCUCAGCAGCAUGCUGGCUUCUUCUCGCCGGCUUCGUCGUUCUCCCGGGUACAUUCAGCACUCUUUCCACGCUCGACACCACGGACGGUACAUUAGAAGCAUCCGUGAUCCAUGCCGUGCAGAACAUCCCCCUCUUCGUCAUAGCUUACAUCCUGUGCGGGGUUGGCGCGGGAGGCAUGAUAUACCUUUGGUGGCGCUGGCGUGCGAAUUAUAUUUGGUUGCUGAACAAGAUCUUCACCCCUGGGGCGCUGAAUGGUCUCGCUGGUGUCAUCAGUACUAUUGCGAGCGUCUUCGGAAGUCAGAACUCGGUCUUCAACGCCAGUUCCAUCACGACAUUGGCCGUCACUGGCGCGGUUACCGUGAUAUGUGGAGCCCUCACGCUGUUUUAUACGUUCGUCCUUCUACAGGGUGUGAAACGGAGGCACGAGAAGGCGGUCGGGAAGGAGGGUACUGGUAGACAUGGCGAGGGCAUGUUGAAGGCGGCGAAAGAGGUUAUGAGAUCGUGA
Peniophora sp. CBMAI 1063 is the source of this 2481-nucleotide messenger RNA. NCBI's taxonomy places the organism in Eukaryota, Fungi, Basidiomycota, Agaricomycetes, Russulales, Peniophoraceae. The record is from the annotation of a GenBank genome assembly.